Molecule: messenger RNA, 642 nt
Organism: Dovyalis caffra
Lineage: Eukaryota; Viridiplantae; Streptophyta; Magnoliopsida; Malpighiales; Salicaceae
Source: the annotation of a GenBank genome assembly
AUGUCUUCUCUUGGAAAUCCAAGAGACGGCACGGAAAUAUAUAUCUAUCAAAGAGUAGAUCUGUUAAGAAUUGAAAAAGAAAUUCUUGCUGGUUCUUAUAGGCUCUCCCCUUUUUGGAUAAAGUCGGAACUAAGGGGCUUUCCUUUUAAGAUGGACCAAAUUACUUUUUUUCGGUUUGAAACUCUCGCAGACUUUGAUCGAGAACUCUAUGAAUUCUAUCUUUGUCUCAAACUGGAGGAUGAGCUCGUUCUCAUCUCACUUGCAAGUACACUAACAAAAGACGUCUUCACUCCAAAUGUCUUUGUUACACAGUCAUUCGCCUGCCGGCCAGAUACGAAUUCAAAACUCUUUUUGGCUGAGAUAACAAAUUGGUCCAAUCUGAGGUUACUACUUGUUAUAGAUUUUUCAAUCUUCAAAAAGAUUCUUUGUAGAAAGCGGCUUUAUUUUGUUCAAAAGCCGCUUAUAGAUGAUUUAUUCAUUAUAAAUCUAAUCGAUAGCUUUCUGAAUUCGCCUAUACUGGACAAGAAAGGGGAAAACCGGGCCGGAGGAAUACCGCCCGUCCGAUUUCUUCGUCCGAAGCUCCAAAGUCCAAGCUCUCCUGCUCCUGUUUCUGCUCUGCUCUUGAUCGAUCGAAUGGAAUGA